Molecule: messenger RNA, 1626 nt
Organism: Lepus europaeus (European hare)
Lineage: Eukaryota; Metazoa; Chordata; Mammalia; Lagomorpha; Leporidae
Gene: ATCAY
Product: ATCAY kinesin light chain interacting caytaxin
Biological process (GO): apoptotic process
Cellular component (GO): cytoplasm
Source: RefSeq, a predicted model, not a curated record
AUGCACGGCCUCCGCUGUUCACCGGACACGACCUGGCGCCUCUGCGGGAUCAAAACCGAGUGGACGCCCAAACGGGAGCACCUGUCCACGCAACCCCCACGCGGACAGACACGGCCGCUCCGGGAAGACACGGGCACGGAGUCGCUCGGCAGCGCGGCGGCGGACACGGCCUCCCCUCCCGGCGCACUGAACUUCAACGGAGCCCACCGGAAGCGCAAGACCCUGGUGGCCCCGGAGAUCAACAUCUCGCUGGACCAAAGCGAGGGCUCCCUGCUGUCCGACGACUUCCUGGACACACCCGACGACCUGGACAUUAACGUGGACGACAUCGAGACCCCCGACGAGACCGACUCGCUCGAGUUCCUGGGCAAUGGCAACGAGCUGGAGUGGGAAGAUGACACCCCGGUGGCCACCGCCAAGAACAUGCCUGGGGACAGCGCGGACCUGUUUGGGGACGGCGCGGCGGAGGACAGCGGUGCGGCCAACGGGCGGCUGUGGCGCACGGUCAUCAUCGGGGAGCAAGAGCACCGCAUCGACCUGCACAUGAUCCGGCCCUACAUGAAGGUGGUCACGCACGGAGGCUACUACGGCGAGGGCCUCAACGCCAUCAUCGUCUUCGCCGCCUGCUUCCUCCCCGACAGCAGCUGCGCGGACUACCACUACGUCAUGGAGAACCUCUUCCUCUACGUCAUCAGCAGCCUGGAGCUCCUGGUGGCCGAGGACUACAUGAUCGUGUACCUGAACGGCGCCACGCCGCGCCGCAGGAUGCCGGGCCUGGGCUGGCUGAAGAAGUGCUACCAGAUGAUCGACAGGAGGUUACGGAAGAACCUGAAGUCGCUGAUUAUCGUGCACCCGUCCUGGUUCAUCCGCACCGUGCUGGCCGUCUCCCGCCCCUUCAUCAGCGUCAAGUUCAUCAACAAGAUCCAGUACGUGCACAGCCUGGAAGACCUGGAGCGGCUCAUCCCAAUGCAACACGUGCAGAUCCCGGACUGCGUGCUGCAGUACGAGGAGGAGCGGCUGAGGGCGCGGAGAGAGAGCGCCAGGCCCCAGCCUGAGUUUGUCCUGCCCAGAUCCGAAGAGAGGCCGGAGACAGAGCCGGUGGAAGACAGGUCCGCUGCUGCCACGGAUGACCAGGAAACCAGCUCAGCCCCGCAGAGCGCGCACCACCUCCCGCCGACCCCGCAGAGCGCGCGCCACGGCCUGCCCAUCCCGCAGAGCGCGCGCCUCCUCCUGCCCACCCAGCAGAGCGCGCGCCUCCUCCCGCCGACCCCGCAGAGCGCGCGCCUCCUCCCGCCGACCCAGCAGAGCGCGCGCCUCCUCCCGCCCACCCAGCAGAGCGCGCGCCUCCUCCCGCCCACCCUGCAGAGCGCGCGCCUCCUCCUGCCCACCCAGCAGAGCGCGCGCCCCCUCCUGCCCACCCAGCGGGCCCUGCUGGCCGGCGCGGGGCUCAGCUCCCGACCCUCUCCCGCCUGCCCCCGACCCGAGGGGGAGCCGCAGACGCCCGCCGCGCCGUGGCUGGGUCUGGAUUUGUUACUGUGCCUUUUCCUUCCAGACGCCAACCCCGGGGCCCCCUCACCGCCACCCCGCCUGCAGCCCACAGCCCGGGUGGGAGCUGAGCCUCUGUGA